This is a messenger RNA of Symbiodinium sp. CCMP2456, 897 nucleotides long. NCBI's taxonomy places the organism in Eukaryota, Dinophyceae, Suessiales, Symbiodiniaceae. The record is from the annotation of a GenBank genome assembly.
AUGGAGACGCAGCCGCUCUUUUGGGAAAUGCCAGCAGAGCCCAAGCUUAAGAGCCAGAAUAACAGGCAAGCAGACAAGGCUAUGCGGCCUCCUAUCGAAGCUGUGAAGCCCGAGCUCCCCAGCGAUUUGCUCCCCGGCCUCACAGAGCAGAUCGCGAUCAACCUGUCGGAACCGGCGGUUGACCUGGUCCAGGCUCAGCGCCAGGUGAGAGAGAAGGCGAGGAUCGAAGCAGCAGCCAAAGUGGUUGCACAGCCGACGAGGGGCCGAGGUCGGGGACGUGGCCGUGGCCGUAAGCAGAACGAAGAGACCCCGAAAGGCAAGGAGCAGGAGCCGGACACCGAGCAGGAAAAACCCAAGAAGCAGGAGCCGGACACCGAGCAGAAAAAGCCCAAGAAGCAGGAGCCGGACACCAAGCAGGAAAAACCCAAGAAGCAGGAGCCGGACACCAAGCAGAAAAAGCCCGAGAAGCAGGAGCCGGACACCGAGCAGGAAAAACCCGAGGAGCAGGCACCCAAAGCCAAGUCCACCCCGGAAGUCAAACCAUGGGCAGCGGAUUGGGAGCGCAAGGCAGUGGAGUUGCUUCAGGCCGGCAUACCGGUCCCCCCAAAGUUUUGUGGACAGACCAAAAGCUUUACGAUUCAGCCGAGCCAUGCCCCCGAGCCCACGGAUCCGGAAGUUGCAGGCAUUCAGGUUCUGUGGUACGAGAAUCAGCUGUACGUGCUCAAAUCAAUGAUAUCCUACAAUGGCACCAAGAUCAACCAGAAGAAAGGGAGCACGGUUUCGCAGCGCAAACUCGGUGGCUGGAAGAAUGCUUGGGAACAUGCCAAAAUCGUUGCAGGUUGGAUGCCGGCAUCUCGACUACAUCUAGCUAGAAUGACUGAAGAAUGUCGAUGCUAG